UGAAAGGACCGAGUUGGUACCUCCCUCUGCUCUCCUUAGAUAUUUGGUACGUUCCUCCUCCGAGCGCCAGAAGACAGAGAGAGAAAGAGAGAGGCGAGCGAAGCCGGUGCGAGCGUGCAAGGGUGGAGAGAGCCGAGCUUUCAUUGUCCAUUCUAGCGGGAAGACUUUCUUGCAACCGAGCGGCGGCCGAGAGUUAUGGAGUACUCGAUGCAGGGAGAAGUGUGGAAAGCGCAGACCUUGAAGGAGCUGAUCGAGAUCCUGCAUCACUUGUUUGCGAGCGAUAAAGUCAGUGUGGCAGAAGUGCAAACUUUAAUGGAAUCUUAUGAGAGCAACCCAGAGGAAUGGGCCAAAUAUGCCCAGUUUGACCAAUUCAGAUACACAAGAAAUCUUGUAGAUAAAGGAAAUGGAAAAUUCAAUCUGAUGAUCUUAUGCUGGGGAGAAGGCCAUGGCAGCAGUAUCCAUGAUCACACAGAUUCGCAUUGUUUUAUGAAGGUACUUCAAGGAAACCUAAAGGAAACUUUGUUUGAGUGGCCUGGCAAAAAAGGGGUUGGAGAGAUGCUUAAAAAAUCUGAAAGAGUGUUAAAAAAAAAUCAGUGUGCCUACAUUAAUGACUCCAUUGGUUUGCAUCGUGUGGAAAACCCAAGCCAUACCGAAACAGCUGUUAGUCUCCACUUGUACAGUCCACCUUUUGAAAUCUGCCAGACCUUUGACCAAAGAACUGGACACAAGCAAAAAGUUAAAAUGACGUUCUAUAGUCAGUUUGGAGAAAGGACUCCAUAUACUUCAGCAGUUUCUCAAGAGAACAACUGAGAAGAACUAAACAUACUGAAUUAUAUAUUCUUUUAUUUUAUUAGAAAUUAUUUGAGCAAGAGCAGAAGAAUUAUGUGGCUAAUGCCAGUAUCAAACUGUAUCUUUAUGCAGGACUACAUAGCUGUCCCAUAUGAAAAGCAGUUUUUUUAGCUAUGAUUUCUUUCUCUCUUUCUCUCUCUCAUGUAAACACUAAAGUGCAGAAUAUAGAAGAUUCUUGCAGACAACCAACAAAUAAGAGCAUGGGGGGAGGUGCAGAAUGCCUCUGAUUAAUUCUAUUUCUGAGACUGUGCACACAGACAUUGUACUUAGCAGGCUUUCAGAAUGAAUGUGCACUACUUA
Notechis scutatus (mainland tiger snake) is the source of this 1149-nucleotide messenger RNA. RefSeq names its product cysteine dioxygenase type 1 (gene CDO1). NCBI's taxonomy places the organism in Eukaryota, Metazoa, Chordata, Lepidosauria, Squamata, Elapidae. Gene Ontology annotation, biological process: L-cysteine catabolic process. The record is from RefSeq and is a predicted model, not a curated record. Gene Ontology annotation, molecular function: cysteine dioxygenase activity; ferrous iron binding.